Messenger RNA from Xiphophorus couchianus (Monterrey platyfish), 824 nucleotides. RefSeq lists its product as uncharacterized. The record is from RefSeq and is a predicted model, not a curated record. The transcript is spliced from 2 exons. NCBI's taxonomy places the organism in Eukaryota, Metazoa, Chordata, Actinopteri, Cyprinodontiformes, Poeciliidae. The coding region runs from base 28 to 714 and encodes 228 amino acids.
UUUAAACUAGUGGACUGUUUUAGAACUAUGCAUCCUGGAGAGGAGGGCCACACCUGGUUCAGUGGUGAUGGCUCUAUGGCCUCUCGUAUUGAUUAUUUCUUCAUCAGGGAUUGCGCCCUAACUGAUGCUAGAUUGUCACCGGUUUUCUUUUCUGAUCACCUCCUUCUGUCCUGUACGCUUUCACUUCCUUCAGGUGCGACGACCGGGAGAGGUCUGUGGAAACUCAACCGCUCCCUGCUGGAAGACCAGGUUCUGGUCGGCCAGUAUCGGGAGCGGUACCGUGAGUGGCAGACCCUCCAAGACCUGUACGAAACACGAGCACAGUGGUGGGAGAUGGUGAAAGGACCGGGAACCAGUGACUCCAGUGCGCGAUCUCCUGUAUGGAGACGCCUCCACCGUUUGGUGCAACGUGAGCCAUCCCGUCCUUCCAAACAGACUCCAGGACCUGUCAUAGGUGGUGGCUCAUGGGAUCCUGCCGGUCAGAGCCGUUAUGCACUCCCGCGGCAUGGCUGCAACGUCCACCUGCCCCCGACCCGGUUGUGGCGCGCCGGAGUCGGUGAGGCACCUGCUGUGGGAGUGCAGCGCUGCUGUGGACCUGUGGGCGAAGGCCGGCUCCUUGCAAUUCCCACACUUGCCAGCAAGGGAGGUCCUCCAUGGGCAGUUAGUGCUGUACGGGGUGAGCCAGCAGAAAAUAAAGAAAAAGGACUUUGCUGAGAUGUGGCUCACCCUAGCCACCAUAAAAGACGCCAUUUGGACCUCCAGAAACUUGCUGGUGAGCAGGCGCAGGCAGAUGCCCCCCGUGGCUGUGAUCCGGAUGGCAGCAG